Triticum aestivum (bread wheat) is the source of this 587-nucleotide messenger RNA. RefSeq lists its product as uncharacterized. Bases 12 to 503 code for a protein of 163 amino acids. The transcript is spliced from 2 exons. Lineage: Eukaryota; Viridiplantae; Streptophyta; Magnoliopsida; Poales; Poaceae. The record is from RefSeq and is a predicted model, not a curated record.
AAGAUGAUGCCAUGAUGCUAUGCCUGGACCCUUGGAGUAUGCCUAUGGUGGUGUCAUCUUCCUAUGCGUCGAGCGUUGCAGCGGCCGAGGCUGCCCUGGCUGUGUGUGAUGUGUCCCCUAACCAUGGCAACAUCAGCAUCACCCAAGAGCAAGCAGAACAAACGAGUAAUCCUGACCAUGUGAGAAAUUCUCUACUGAUGAAUUCAGGGUUCAAAUUUUACCUAGUGCAGUUACUGUUCCAAUAUGAUUACGGACAUGAAGCUUGGCCUGCUUGCCAUGUUCUUGACACUGGCUGCAUGAUGUUUGUUACUCAUAAGGGGAAUGACUUUGAACAAGAAUGCAAGACACUUGCUAGAUGCUUCCCCACUAUUCCAGAUGUUUCCUGGGUGGAUAGACUUUCAUUCCCAUUACUUAAGUCUGUUGUCAAGUUAGAAAAUCUCAUUGAGCAGUUGCAGAAGUAUUUCAUUUUCCAGGAAGUGGAAUUGUCACUAGGAGGGAGCUGAGCUGGAAUUAUCAUUGUUGUUCUGAGCCUAUACAGUGGGAGAUUGCAUGGUUUUAUCCCUUGGAGUAUUUUGCUAGUGACAGAG